Staurois parvus is the source of this 313-nucleotide messenger RNA. Lineage: Eukaryota; Metazoa; Chordata; Amphibia; Anura; Ranidae. The record is from the annotation of a GenBank genome assembly.
GAUGACCAGAGACUGCGGACACAGUACAGGAGAUGACCAGAGACUGCGGACAGUACAGGAGAUGACCAGAGACUGCGGAGCACAGGAGAUGACCAGAGACUGCGGACACACAGGAGAUGACCAGAGACUGCGGAGUACAGGAGAUGACCAGAGACUGCGGACACAGUACAGGAGAUGACCAGAGACUGCAGACAUAGUACAGGAGAUGACCAGAGACUGACACAGUACAGGAGAUGACCAGAGACUGCAGACAUAGUACAGGAGAUGACCAGAGACUGCGGACAGUACAGGAGAUGACCAGAGACUGCGGACA